Spathaspora passalidarum NRRL Y-27907 is the source of this 2457-nucleotide messenger RNA. RefSeq lists its product as uncharacterized. The transcript has a single exon. The coding region runs from base 21 to 1193 and encodes 390 amino acids. The record is from RefSeq and is a predicted model, not a curated record. NCBI's taxonomy places the organism in Eukaryota, Fungi, Ascomycota, Pichiomycetes, Serinales, Debaryomycetaceae.
AAACUACUCUAGAUAGCACCAUGUCAACAAAACAGGAUCGGAAACAAAUACUAGAUACGCUAGAACAAGAGUAUCUUAGUGAUCUACUGCUUCAUCUCUACUCAACAUUUCUUUUACAUCGGAUCAAUCCCAACUUUCCCAGACAAAAAUGGGCUAAUUGGCCAUUACCGUUUCAUGAAGUGCCCAUCCCCCAGGGAUUCAAACAGGAUGGAGAUAAUUUGGUGGAUGAAUAUGACGGCGAUAUUGAUUUGGAUCAAGCUGCGUUUGAAGAGAGCGUGCGAGAGUUGAAAGAACUGAAGAAGAGCAAGAGGAGGAAGAUUACCAGUGGUGAUGCUGUGAGUACUACCAUGAGCGAGUCUGAAGAGGAAGAAGAGUUAGAAGAAUCCGAAGAAGAGCUAGAAGAUGAGUCUGAAGAAGAAUCCGACGACUCCGAGGAAUCAGAUGAUCUGGACCUGACAGCGAAGCCAAUUGUUGAAAUAACAACGACGGAGCAAGUAGCCAAUGCCAAAUCAGCCCUCAUCAACGAACUAGCCACGGUGAUCCACCGAACAAUCCGCAAUAAACUAAAACCACAACAGACAACUCCCGAUAUAAUGUCCCAUCCAAACAUGAUACAUCUAACUACACAACUUGCCAACAAAUUUGACAAGUUGUUGAGUAAUCUUGCGGUUAAUAAGUUUCUGGAAACCAUUGAUUGGACUCACGUUCUUCAAGCUGGACUUGAAUGCGAAUCUACUCCAUAUGAAAAAUUCGAUACCGAACAGUAUAGAACGGCGUACAACCGAUGUGAAGCACUUUUCGAAGAUUUGCAUUAUAAUUAUGAGUUUGAAGAAGAUACGUCUCCUCCUGAUGGUGUGCUAACGAAGGAAGGUUUCAAUGUCGAGGAAUAUUUGAAAUUUCUCGAGGAGACAACUACCGGAGCUGCUCAACACAAAUAUGCCGAACUAGCAAAGGGCCAUUUGGCUGAAUUCCAAAAGAAGUAUAAAGACAAACAAGCGUUUAAACAAAACUAUUUCAAGAGAUUGGAAAUAGAAGACAAGUACCAACAAGUCAGUUGGACGAAAGAGAAGGGUCCCAGUACCAAGAUCAAAUUAGCGCCCGAUCUCAGCAAUCUCGAGGAAAUGCGCGCUAGUAUCCUCGCCUAUGGAAACAACGGGAUCAAUCAAGUCACAUAUAUUCUAGAAAAUAUUUAAAAAUAACCCAAUUACAAUUCUAAAUAUAUUCUACUUUUUCUUAUCAAAUGUAGUGGUGAUUUCAGUUCCAAACACCACAUCCCAGAAUGUCGAAGUAACACCAAACCCUAAUUGGUAAUUCUUGUAGUGAUGUUCCAAAUGGUAAGUCUUCAAAUCUUGCAAAAAUUGAGGUAAGUUUCCGUGGUGCAACAUGUAAUGGGUUAUAUCAUACAUAAUGUAACCCAAGGUACCUCCGGCAAACCCGGAACAGGCCAUGUAGAAUGGCAAAAGGGAAAACACAAGUUUAUAGAAUGGGAAAGCCAAUAUGAUAAACAAUGCAGGUGGCAACACAAGACGGUACUCAUCCAUAGGCAAGUAGUGGUGAACCCCAUGAAGUAAAAAGUGAAUGGUGAAAAACACAGAAUGGUCAGGCAAGUACCCAUCAAGAUGGAAAAUAACCCUGUGCAAAAAGUACUCCACCAAGGUCCAAAUAAACAAUCCCAUAGCCCACAUACUCAAAGCGGUAAUUGGGUGUUGGUUGGUGAAUCCAACAUAAAAGAUGUAGAAGUUUGCAGGAAGCCAAACCAAGGGAACAACCCACCAGGGAGUGAGCGAGAGUGGUUCCAAAAAGUUUCCAAAGAGUGGUGCUGAGCCCUUUCCGUAAUGUCUAGGACGAUGGACUUGAUCCACGUAGAAGUCUCGGUUGAACUUACCAAACAACACUUGCCCCAACAAGGGUUUGUUCAAAUCCAAGAACUUGUGCUUCUUGACAUCUUCAUUGUAGUCAGUCUUGAUUUCCAACUUAUCCAAAGCAGGCAAAUGGUCGUGGAAUUCAUACAUGUCGUAGUCAUCACUGUCGCUUUUAGCCAACGUGACUUCCACAGGAGUCUUGUUCUUGUUGUUAAGGAGCUCUUCCUCCUCCUUGUCAGUGGCCAAGUAACCCACCAACAUGUCUUCGUCCAACAUUUCGUACGCAGACUCAGAAUGUUCGUGCGAUUCGAUAUCCUUCAUGAUGGCGGUGAUGUCCUUACCAGCAUAUGGAUACACAAUCAGGGCUCCACCAGGAUGUUCCUUAACAAAAGUGGAUACAUUGUACACUUUUCUCUGGUAGAGAGUGACCCAAAUAUCGGUGGGUUUGUCGUGUUUGGCGACUUCGGCAGCGGAAAGAAGAGGUAAGUUUCUAGACAUGGUAGGAUAAUAUGGAGAUGAUGUCUGAUAUGGAAAAGUCUAGUAAUGGAACCAGUGUGAUUGGCAGCGUCUUUUAUACAUUGACAUAAUUUUUUUU